Gallus gallus (chicken) is the source of this 1228-nucleotide messenger RNA. RefSeq names its product coiled-coil domain-containing protein 81-like. Gene Ontology annotation, cellular component: centrosome. The coding region runs from base 44 to 1228 and encodes 394 amino acids. The record is from RefSeq and is a predicted model, not a curated record. NCBI's taxonomy places the organism in Eukaryota, Metazoa, Chordata, Aves, Galliformes, Phasianidae. The transcript has 8 exons.
ACCCUGAAGGAGCAUCUGGACGAGAGCAGACGCAUCUGAAGGGAUGAGCUCCGGCAUGGCUGGCGCCAACACGGAGCAACCCGCUGGCACAAGGCGGAACAGGACGAGCGAGGCCGGCCCCGCAGCGAGGCGUGCCUCCAGAGCGACAGACACCAACACCGAAGAGCGAGUUGCCGUCUGGGAUGCGGUGGCCGCCUACGUACAGGAGCACCUCCUGGUGCAGAAGGGGGUCUGGAUUCCCACCUUCGGCUCAUUUGACACCAUCUCUAAAGACAUCAGGACUGCGGACGGGACCGUGACUCUGCGGUGGCCCGUGUUUCAGCUGGCCAGGAACCUCAGAGCCAUGCACCACCUCGGGUCCGACAAGGACUCCCUGCCAGCCCAUAGGGAGGUGGAGACCCUGAAAUACAGCGAGGUGGCUGCCGCUGCCUCUGUGACCUGGCAGAGAGGGAAGACCUGCAUCCAAAGCACCGUGUCCCUCCUCUCCAACUGCCUCAAGAAUGGGGAGAACGUUGCCUUUGUCCUGAAAGACAUAGGAGUGCUCCUCUUUGAAGGCAUGAGCUUUGGAAUUAAAUACUAUUACGACUUCCUUGAGAAGCUCUCCGGGAAGGAGAAAUUCAGAAAAGUUGUUUUCAAGGCCCCCUGGCUGCUGGACACGCUGGUGUCCCGGGUGGCACCGGUGGCCUCCCUGACGCACUCUGGCCGCCUCGUCGUCUUCCCCAUGUUUCAGAAGCAGGUUGCACCCAAACCACCGCCCAGGAUAUUCCGCAAGGCCUCCGGAGAUCUCCAUGGUGAGGGGAAGCAAAAGAAAGAAGGGGCUUUGCCACCUCUUGUCCAGGGCAAGAAAGUGAGGUUUGCUGAAGUGCCAACGUACAUCAGACGCUUCAGCGUUGCAAGUACUGCUGGACAAAGCUCAAGAAGCAGAAGAAGCUUACAGCAGGAGAGCUUUUCGUCCAGUCCGCUGCCAGCGAUCCUGAGAACGUCUGAAGCCCGCGAGCAGCCGGUGACCUGGCAGCCGCAGGGCCAGGCAGGAAACGAAGGCCAAGAACACCUGGGCCAAACAACGGGAAAAAAACAUGUCCGGUUCCGCGGAGAUGAACAAGGAGCGGGAGAGGACCGUGAGGCUGGAGCGGCGGCCAUGUGGAAAGCAAAGGCCUCGCACCUCUCAGGUUGCCGGGAGGCAGGUGGCAUCUCGCAUCAAAGACAGGAGAUGUUCAUUAAGAGCUGA